UUUACUGACAGAAUUGAUACGGGCUCAACUGACAUGGAGGCCCGGUUUUGUGAAUGAGGCCCAGUCCGACCCGACUCAGCUCGGCUCGGCCCUGAUAACGAAAGGCCGGAGAGGGUGUUCCGCGGCGGGGGAGACACAAGGACAACGACCGCUGCGAGAAAAAAGGAGAGGGAGACAGAGAAAGCAAGGAGAGAUCCAUUUCGGAACUCAGUUGAUUCAACGACGUCGCCGCCAUUUUGUUGACACUUCGUGUUUUUAAUAUUGUUAUAUUUUUAUUAUUAUUAUUACAAUUUUAAAUUAUCGUCAAGAAAAUCUUAAUCUUUUUACUCUUGUUCAGUUAUAUUAUAGAUAAUAAUAUAUUUUAUGUGACUGAACUGUCUGUGAGCUGUACCCACACUAGCUAGCUAGCUUGAUAUAUUCACACAUAAAUAUAUUGUAGCUAGCUAGCUAGCUCUAGACAGCUAGCUGUAGCAGCUAGCUAUUAAAUAACAAAAUGCAUUAGCUAGCACGUCUCCGCUAGCUAGCCAGCUAGCUAGCUGGCUAAUAGACGAAACGACAUAGACUGACACACAGGCUCACAUAGCUAGCUACGUAGCUAACUAACCCAGCGUGAGAAAUUGAUACAACGUGCCUAGCUAGCUGCGAAUGAUGCAAAAUAAACAUUAUCGAUACAGCUAGCUACUGUACCUCAUCACACACUGAAUGAAUUGUACUUCGCUGUAGCUAACGUUAGCUAUCAAAUGAGAGGGACAGGAGCGCUCACCACGAUUAUUGUAUCUGCGCCUUAAAACAAUUAUAACGACUUGCUCUUUCUGUUUUUAUAAUUUUUAGGACGAUUGAACCACCAUUGCUAUGCCUCUCGUGAUCUAAUAACUUGCUAUUUCAUGGGAAAUGCCUUGUUAGUAUUUUUUUUUCUGUUUGUACGACGAUUUUGGGACUGUAUGCGUGGCCGAACCCUUCAGCCCGAGGUCUAACGGUGGUCGUACUCUGUGUCAAGGUUGUGGGGGGGUAGGUUGCUAGUUGUAUUUAUGGAUUUGUUCGCCAUCCUUAUUAGUAUUAUUAGCAAGCUGUCUUACUGUCAACAUCAAUACUUAUAACUUGGUACAGGUCAUUCUUUCCCCCACGUUUUUACUAUUUGGCAACAUCGGAGUUCCUUUGCUUUAUCACGUUGAGACUGUUUUGAAUAUUUUGCCAUUUUGAAAACGAAAAAAACGACGAGGAUCAAAAUAAAGCAUUGACCAUGUUGAUACGCAAGGAGAGUGGAUUUCAAUCCGAAUGAUGUGAAUACCGUUUUUGGACUUGCACCGUGAGAGAGAGGACUGGUUUGUUGCAAGAGGAUAAAACGACAGCCAAUCAACCAGGAUUGCUUUUCUGACCACCCCAGUCCCCUUCCCCUUCUCCCUUCUCCCCUUAUCCCUCGCCCUCCAUCUUUCCCUACAAACUGUACUGGGCGACAAUACCAUUCCCUUCUGUCCCACAUACUCCCCCCCCCAAAUCUCUGAUGGAUCAGAGAACUCAGGGGGGGCCACCAACACCACCCCCCCUCCCCCCCGUAGCUCCUCCAGGGGAGUCGGAGAAGGAGGGAGGGGGUGGGAAGAAUGAGGAGGAGAAGAGAGAGAAGGAGAGAGAAGGCGCCACACCAGAUGCUUCAGCUGGAGGGGGCAGCGCUAGCAGUGAACAGCAGCAGCAGUUUUCAGUCAAAGAGACUACCUUCUCGGAGGGCAAUGUCAAACUCAAGAUCGGUCUACAGGCAAAGCGAAUGAAGAAGCCACCCAAGAUCCUGGAGAACUACGUCUGCCGGCCGGCCAUCAGGACCUCUGUGAGACAGAGCCGCGGAGGUGGGCGGGGCAGUCGUGGAGGUGGGGCCAACAGCGGGGGCACAGGGAGUAACCACGUGCCCAGCCCCUCACAUGACAGAGACAGAGAGCGGAGCCCGUCUCUGAACCCCAUCACCAACCAGCCCCCGCCACCUUCCUCGUCUCUGUCAGCUGCUCCCCCAACUCCUCCUCCUCCUGCUCCACCCACCUCUGUCACAGGCAACAUGUUAGGCAAAAGGGCUCCCCCCAAGCUGGCCCGUAAGUCAGAGGUGAAAUCAGACACAUCAUCGGAGAGACCAUUGAAUCUUCACCGCCCUGAUGCUGAUGGCAAACUUCCCCGCUCUGGAAAGAAAAGCCCCUCUUCCCCAACCAACUUCCCAGCUUCCUCUACCCCAACACCUCCAUCCCCAGCCCCUUCAACACAGGACACCAACGCCGAAGGAGUCUCCAAAACACCCACGCCGCAGUCCCCCCAAACUGACGGCCAGAGGGAGAAGGACCGGGGUGUCCUAAAUGGGGGGGCGCCCACCGUCACGGAGAAACUGGCCCAGCUCAUUGCCACAUGCCCCCCCUCAAAAUCGGCAAAGGGCAAGAUUCGCAAGCUGCCCUCUGUCGCUGCCCCCACAAACGCGAACAUAGCUCCAACUGCCAUUUCCCCCAGUCCCCCACGGCCAGACCCUGUUGCAUCAAGCAGAACAACAGGUUCCUCUCCUCCAUCCAAUUCCCAGCCGGCCCACCCUCCUCCUGUCUCCCGCCCCCCUGGCCGCCCCCCUGGUCCACGACACAGAGACAGUAUUUUGGAGAAGUUUUCCACCCCUCCUAAGAAAGAAGAAGUGGGCUGUGAAGGCAAGGGCGCCAACAGCAGUAACGGCAGCACUGCAAGCACUAAUGGUACCAGCAGCUCUACAACCACCGCAAGCAGCAACGGUGUCAAGCAACAUACGCAUCUCACCUGCCCUCCUGCAUCAACUUCAGCACCCCCACUUUCUUUAGAUCAGAGGGUUGGGGGAGCGCCAGAUGGCCGGCGUGGCUCGAGCACCUCCCUUGUCAACCUUUCAAGAGGAGGUCCGACCCAGACAGAGGGCAGUGAUAGAGACAGAGAAAGAGACAGAGACAAAGACAGUCCCAGGGACUUGAGCAUGAACAAAUGCCCUCCCCCCUCAGGACCUGUGAGGCAGGAGAGUAGCAGCAAGGCGGCUGUAUUGUCUUCUGCUGGGCAGAGCAAAAAGAGUACUAGUCCAACCAAGCCAAGUCCAAAUCGGGACAGAGGUACCAGUGGAACAGCCCCUUCCGAUUCCACAAGACAAACUGCUUCACCUUCAAAUCCUCCCACUACCAGUGUCUCUGUGCCUUGCUCAGAUGACAUCAACGCUCUCCCUAGUUCCCCCCCAGAGCAAGACUGCAAACCCCUCAAGAAACGCAAAGGCCGACGUCCACGUUGGACUCGGGUUGUGAAUCGGACACAUAGACUGACACAGGGCAAGGAAUCUCCCUUGAGUGCCACUGCUAAUUGUACUGAUCAGCAAACCUCUAAAUUGCGCAAAUCCUCCUUAUCCACAUCAUCACCUUUGCCUCUGCCUCCACAUAAACCCAGGCCUGUGGGACGACCUCCUAACCCAAAUCGGGUCCCUCCUGCUACCUCCCAGCUCCUCCAAGCUCCUCCCAGGAAGAGGGGUCGCCCCAAAUCCAAGAUGCCUAGGCUGGAUGCCCCUGUCCCUCGACGCUCUCUCAAAUUACCCCCCUCCAAGGUCUACUCUUUGCUCAAAUCCAAAGAGGAGGACCCGCCUGUCUUGCAUCCAGAAGUAGACCUGAAUCCUCCAAAGCCUAUGCCCAGAAAGCGUGGACGUCCCAAACGCUUGCCCCCUACCCUCCCUCAGGAGACCCAACCCCCAACCUUAGCACCUGAGGAGCAGGGGGGAGGUGGGUUGACCGUUGGGGAGGGCAUGGAAGGGGACAAGCAUUUCCGCAAGAAGGGCAACGGGCAGCUGAUGAUGAAAACCAUAAUUCGCAAAAUCAACAAAAUGAAAACCAAGAAGCGCAAGCGUCUUCUCAAUCAAAUCCUGCUGGGACCCGUGGCAGGAGUCGGGGGUGCUAGAGGUGAGGCUGAGUCCUCUCGCAGGACAGGGACAGGGGUAGUGGGCUCAGUUGCUGCUGCAACACACUCCUUAUCCUCCCUCGCGGCCUCUUUUGGAGGCAAAUUGGGUCCCCAAAUUAAUGUCAGUAAAAAAGGGACAAUAUACAUGGGCAAAAGGAGAGGGCGCAAGCCUAAGGCUUCAACCAACCCUUCUGCCAAUUCCUCUGCUACCCCUCCUGAACCUUUUCUGUCCCCGACCUCCGCGUCACCCCUACACCAUCACUCCCAGUCUGUACAUGCACAGCAGCAACAGUUACCCCCAUCAGAGGUCUUUCCCUCCCCCUCUCUCUCACAGUCUAGUAGGGCCCAGAGUCCGGUCAGUGAUGCAGGCUUUGUGGAGCCAGGGUCCGUGCACUUCUUGCAGCACCCACACUGCAGCCACUCCCACCACGCCCACCAUUCCUUCCCCCUCCCUCCACCGUCCUCCCCGGCCCUCUCUCCUCGACCCCUCGUCCCUUUGGGCUCGUCGUCCUCCAUCACUCCCUCGCUGAAAAAGUCCUCGUGUCGCGGGCACCACCACCACCACUACCGCCACCAGUACCAUUACCGAAAGCUGUCCCCUCCCCCACCCCUGCUGCCCACGUCCCCUGCGCACCUGAGCGAGCUUAAGGAAGCCACCCCUUCGCCUGUCAGCGAGUCGCACAGCGAGGAAACUGUACCCAGUGACAGCGGCAUUGGGACAGAUAACAACAGCACCUCUGACCGGGGGGAGAAAGGAGGCGGUAGUAGCGGGGUGGGUGGUGUGGGUAUCACCCAGGGCAUGGCGGCAGGAAUGAUGAUGCCCGGGGUAGUGGGAUCUGUAGCGGGUGUAGGGGUAGGGGUCAGUCCCCGUGGCAGACGGAGGCAUUCGUCCUCAGUGUUGCUCGACCACCCCUCUCCCUCUCCUUCCCCCUUGGGCCCUGGGACGUCACCAGACCCCUGCCGGACUCAUGCUCCCCCGCCACCAUCGGCGCUGGUGGGCCACAAGGAGAAACAUAAGCACAAGUGCAAGCGGCGGGGACACAGCUGCCCUGGGUAUGACAAACUGAAGAGACAGAAACGCAAGCGCAAGAAGAAGUACCUACAGCUCCGGUCUCGCAGGCAGGAUCCGGACUUUCUGGCUGAGCUGGAGGACCUGAUCAUCAGGCUGAGUGAGAUUCGGAUAGCACACCGCAGUACGGUUGGGUUAGGGAGUGGCUUGGGACUAGGCAGUGCCGGGACUGGAGGGACAGGCAUUGGGGCUGGUGGGAGUAGCGGUGGCAGCAGCUUAGGGAGCAACAGUCACCCACUCCCUCAUCACUACUUGGCCAGAGACCUCCUCCCCACCAUUUUUAGGAUCAACUUCAGUGGGUACUACUCUCCGCACCCAGCCUACCCAUGUGACUCCCUUCACUAUGUCCGGAAGCCAGACCUCAAGAAAAAACGCGGACGCCCACCUAAGCUGCGUGAGGCGAUGGCAGAGGUACCGUUUGUCCAUGGGCUGGGGUUCCCCCUGUCAGGAGCUGGAUACUACCACCCCUCCUACAGUGUUCCCUACUCCACCACCCCUCUUGGAUUGAGCUACUAUAGAGGAUACCCACCAGCUGCAGCCCUGUAUCCCCACCCGCACCACCCACAGCCUCAUCCCCCUCCACCGCACCCACACCACUCCCCUUCCUUCCCCCCACCCCCUCCGCCCUCCUACAUGCACCACCAUGCCCCUCACCUCUUGCUCAACCCUGCUAAAUUUCACAAGAAGAAACACAAGCUUCUCAGACAGGAAUUUUUAGGAGGGGGCAGGUCUCCUGUGCUCUACCCCGCUGUGCCCCCUGAGCUGUCCUACAGCUGGCUUCAUGAACACAAACACAAACACAGGCACAAGCAUCGGGACCGACGGGAGGAGGAGGGUGGGGCAGAGGGGGGAGGUGCCGCGGGAGGGAGGGUGUCUGGAAGUAGAGGAAUGGGAGGAGGCGGUGGGGGAAUGAUGGACUCACUGAGACGUUACCGGUACGGAAAAGAUCCCACUUCUGCCACCAAUGCUUCUAAUUCAACAGCCCCUGCGGCAAACUCCCCUUCUUCCUCCUCCUCCUCCUCAGCGGAGAGGUACAAACAUAAGGACACAUCUCUGUCCUGCCUGGGGCCUUCGUAUCUGUCAUCAGCUGGAGCGUCCAGGGGGCAUGCACACCUGGAGCCCUGGCUGAGGAGAGGGAGCCCUGAAUCGGACUAUGCCAACCUGUCCCAGAACCCCAGCCAAGACUCGUUCGCAGGAGGACAGCAGCCAGACCUCGCAGGAGGUUCGGACAGUGAAGAAGAGGAGCCUCAGACUCCACCACCAAUGUCCGCGCACUCACAUGCCUCCACGCAUCAUACCAACCUGUUUGCCACUGCCCUGAGCCGGACAGUCCCCGCGGCUGGAAGGGGCAAGAGGGGUGGAAGCACAGUCAGUGCCAGGAACUUUGCAGGAUUGGACAAGACGCUGAGGAAGGACCGCCCUUCAUCAGCGGAGAGGAGAGAGACAGGAAUGACGGUGGGCGUUCAGACACGGGGUUCACGCUCUGUCGCCCCCGAGUGUUCAGAGGGGGGACUGCACCACCACCAUCACUCUCAGCCGAGCCCGCAGCUCAGCCAACUUCACGGGCACUCGCACUCACACUACCUUUCCCGGCACUCACACUGUAGCCAUGACGCUCUCGGGGGAGGGGGACAGGGGCCCGGGAGACCCCCCAGCCGGGAGAGAGGGAGCGGUAGCCGCCAGGCGAGCCCCUCUACACGCUCCUCUCAAGCCUGUUACCUGGACGCCCCUGCUUCCCCGCACCAUUCAAAUCAGUCGCCCUCCCACCACCCUCCCUCUCAUUCGUCUGGCCAGGGGUUUGAGAGGGUGCUGUCCACUAAGCGCAGCCUGAACCACGUCAACAAGAUUCUCAAGGCUAAGAAGUUGCAGAGGCAGGCCCGCACGGGCAACAACGUGGUGAAGAAGAGGCGCCCGGGACGUCCCAGGAAGUAUCCCCUGCCCUCCCCGCCGCCCUCACCUCCGCCCCCAGAGGUACCCCCCCCUCAGCACAGAGAUAGAGGAGGAGGAGGAGGGGGGGGUGAUACAGUUUCCGAUGUGAUCGAGGCCGUGGUGCAGGGUCAGCACAGGAGGGGUCAGAAGAGGAAGCGCUGGGCCAGAGACCGAGAUGGAGAGGAGGGGGAGGAAGAGGAGGAAGAACAGGAGGAAGAUGAAGAGAGCGCAGGGGGAGCACCCAGGGGAGGAGACAGAAGAGGCUGGCUCACCCAGGAGGAGAUGCACUGUUUCCGCAGAGCUCUGGAGGGUAAGGCUGAAGGCCACUCCUCCCGGGAACAUUUGGUGCCGUCACCACUGGAACAUGCCCCGGCCCUAGCCCUGAGCAGCCAACGGGAAAAGAGAGCUGCCAGACCGCCCAAGAAGAAGUUCCAGAGGGCGGGGCUCUACUCUGACGUGUACAAGACUGAGGAUCCUCGCAGCCAGCUGUUGCAACUGAAGAAAGAGAGGCUGGAGUACACGCCAGGGGAGCACGAGUAUGGCCUCUUUCCAGCUCCCAUCCAUGUCGGGAAGUAUCUGAGACAGAAGCGCAUUGAUUUCCAGCUCCCCUACGACAUCCUGUGGCAGUGGAAGCACAACCAGCUGUACAAGAAGCCUGACGUCCCUCUGUACAAGAAAAUCAGAUCUAAUGUGUACGUGGAUGUGAAGCCUUUCUCGGGGUAUGAGCCAACCACCUGUAACUGCAAGCAGCCAGAAAACCGUGCCGAUAAGGGCUGCAUCGAUGACUGCCUCAACAGGAUGAUCUUUGCGGAGUGCGCGCCCAACACCUGCCCCUGCGGGGAGCAGUGUGACAACCAGCACAUCCAGAGGCACGAGUGGGUGCAGUGCCUGGAGCGCUUCCGCGCCGAGGGCAAGGGCUGGGGCAUCCGCACCAAGGAGCCGCUGCGCGCCGGCCAGUUCAUCAUCGAGUACCUGGGGGAGGUGGUCAGCGAGCAGGAGUUCCGGAACCGUAUGAUCGAGCAGUACUACAAGCAUAACGACCACUACUGCCUGAACCUGGACAGCGGCAUGGUGAUUGACAGUUACCGCAUGGGGAACGAGGCACGCUUCAUCAACCACAGCUGCGAGCCCAACUGCGAGAUGCAGAAGUGGUCAGUAAAUGGAGUGUACCGGAUUGGUCUGUUCGCUCUGAAGGAUAUGGACAGCGGCACAGAGCUCACCUACGACUACAACUUCCACUCCUUCAACACAGAGAAGCAGCAAGUGUGUAAGUGUGGCUCGGAGAGCUGCCGGGGCAUCAUCGGGGGAAAGAGCCAGCGGGUCAACGGGCUUCCUGGGAAGGGGGGCGGAGCCGGGGGCGGGACCCGGAGACCGGGCCGACUCAAGGAGAAACGCAAGUCCAAGCAUCAGCUCAAGAAGCGGGAGGAAGAGUCCAGCGACAGUGGGAAGUUCUCUCCUCAUCUGCACAUGAAGCCCAUGUCCAACAGAGAGAGGAACUUUGUGCUGAAGCACCGGGUUUUCCUGGUCAGGAACUGGGAGCGCGUGAGGGAGAAGCAGGAGCUGCUGAAGAGGGAGGGAGAGCGUGAGCGGGAGAGAGACAGAGAGAGGGAGGGCGGCAGCCUCUCGCUCUACAGCCGCUGGGGGGGAGUCAUCAGAGACGACGGCAACAUCAAAUCAGACGUGUUCCUGACGCAGUUCUCGGCGCUGCAGACGUCGCGGUCGGUGCGCACGCGGAGACUGGCGGCCGCCGAGGAGAACAUGGAGGUCACGCGCACCGCCCGCCUCGCGCACAUCUUCAAGGAGAUCUGCGACAUGAUCAUCAGCUACAAGGACUCAUCCAGUCAUACCCUCGCUGCCCCACUGCUCACUCUGCCCUCCAGGAAACGGAAUACACAGUACUAUGAGAAGGUCUCUGACCCUCUGGACCUCAGCACCAUUGAGAAGCAGAUCCUAACUGGCCACUAUAAGACCGUGGAGGCCUUCGACACCGACAUGCUUAAAGUCUUCCGCAACGCAGAGAAGUACUACGGGCGCAAGUCCUCGGUGGGGCGGGACGUCUGCCGCCUGCGGAAGGCUUACUACGGGGCGCGGCACGAGGCCGCCGUCCAGAUCGACGAGAUCAUGGGCGAGACCGCCAGCGAGGCCGACAGCUCCGACUCGCUGGAGCGCGACCACGCCCACCAGCACCACGGCCGGGCGGGCUCGCACGACAAGGAUGACGACGUCAUCCGCUGCAUCUGCGGCAUGUACAAGGACGAGGGCCUGAUGAUCCAGUGCGAGAAAUGCAUGGUGUGGCAGCACUGUGACUGCAUGCGGCUCAAGGCGGACGUGGAGCACUACCUGUGCGAGCAGUGUGACCCCCGGUCCGUGGACAGGGAGGUGCCCAUGUUGCCCCAGCCCAGUUAUGCCCAGUCUGGCUCCGUCUACUACAUCUGUUUGUUGAGAGACGACCUGCUGCUGCACCAGGGUGACUGUGUGUACCUGAUGAGGGACAGCCGGCGUACCCCAGAUGGCCAGCCCGUCAGACAGUCCUACCGCCUCCUGUCCCAUGUCAACAGGGACAAACUGGACAUCUUCCGUAUCGAGAAACUGUGGAAGAACGAGAAGGGCGAGCGUUUCGCUUUUGGACACCACUACUUCCGCCCCCACGAGACGCACCACUCCCCCUCGCGCCGCUUCUACCACAACGAGCUGUUCCGUGUGCCGCUCUACGAGAUCAUCCCUUUGGAGGCCGUAGUGGGAACCUGCUGUGUCCUGGACCUCUACACCUACUGCAAGGGACGGCCCAAAGGCGUGAAGGAGCAGGACGUGUACAUCUGCGACUACCGCCUGGACAAGUCAGCUCACCUCUUCUACAAGAUCCACCGCAACCGCUACCCCGUCUGCACCAAGCCCUUUGCCUUCAACCACUUCCCCAAGAGGCUGACCCCCAAAAGGGACUUUUCGCCACACUAUGUCCCGGACAACUACAAGAGGAACGGAGGGCGGUCCUCUUGGAAGAGCGAGCGGCCCAAGCUGGUGUGUAAGGACGGCCUGGGCGGCGUGGGCUGCGAAGAAGACUCGUCCUCUGGCGACCCCCGGCUCUGUGACGGAGGAGGGGGGCCCCAGAUGGACAGCGAGGAGGGAGGCGGGGAGGGGGACAUGGACAUUGUUCCCGGAGAGCCCCCGCCCCUCCUGUCCCAUCCGCCGCACCCGCCCACAGCCUCUCAACCACAGACCCCCCAAGACAGAGGCGGCGAGGAAGAGGAGGAGGCAGAGCUGGAGCAGGGAGAAGCUCUGGAGACGCCCUCCUCCUCCUCGUCCCUCCACCACUCUGAGCUGGGGAGGAGAGAGGCGCAGAGGGACCGGCUAAACAAGAUACUCCUGAACUUACUGCACCAAACACCCAGCAAGAAUGUCAUAGACGUGACCUAUCUAUUGGAGGAGGGAUCUGGGCGGCGACUACGCAGGCGGACGCUGGGAUUGGGUGACUUCGGUGGCAGGAAAUGAUGUCACCCGCUGCACCUCAUAAGCCACGCCUCCUUCACCCCUUCUGAUGCAAUGGCAGAGAAAUGAAGGAAGCCAGUGGUCGCAUGAAAGAAACGGGGAUGAGCGAGAGAGACAAUGAGGGGUAAACCCUUCUCUCCUCCUCCACUCAGCCCCGCCCCCCGCACGCCUGCUCUUCUCUCCUGUCUCUCUUUCCCCGAAGAGAUAGACGUCUGGCAGACAGGUGGACACUGUGGAGACAGUGUAAAAAGUAAGAGAUAAAAUGGAGGGAAAAGAAACCCAGUGUGUCGGGGGGCAGGGACACAGACACACACCCACACAGUGUACGGACAACGGACAAAGGAGACAAUGUGUCCAAAAACAAAAUGUUUCAAACGGAACUAGUAUUCCUGCGGGAAGAGCGACACACUAAAUACUUUGAUUAAAGUGGACACACUAAGAGUAGAGGCAGAAGUGGACAGCGAAUGAAUAGAAAUGUGAACAGACAGACAGCUUGCAGGAAGGAGCAGACGCGCCAGGUUCAGCGUGGACAGGAACAGAGGGAGCACCGUGAGACCUGAGGCAGACACCGUGAGAGUGAGUACGCUGGCAGUGUGGAGGAAGCACUGCUGUCAGGAGUUUAGAGGACAGAGCAUGGACAUUCACAACCUGUUGUGCUUUACUAUUAUACACGUCUUUUUUUGCAGAAAUAUUAUUCAGUAAAACCAGAGAAUGCACACACACAGACACACACACACACA
Molecule: messenger RNA, 11136 nt
Organism: Megalops cyprinoides (Indo-Pacific tarpon)
Lineage: Eukaryota; Metazoa; Chordata; Actinopteri; Elopiformes; Megalopidae
Product: histone-lysine N-methyltransferase ASH1L-like
Exons: 26
Coding region: 1502-10399 (2965 amino acids)
Cellular component (GO): nucleus
Molecular function (GO): histone methyltransferase activity; chromatin binding; DNA binding
Source: RefSeq, a predicted model, not a curated record